Messenger RNA from Macrobrachium nipponense, 3035 nucleotides. RefSeq lists its product as uncharacterized. The transcript is spliced from 10 exons. Gene Ontology annotation, molecular function: serine-type endopeptidase activity. The record is from RefSeq and is a predicted model, not a curated record. Bases 156 to 2879 code for a protein of 907 amino acids. Gene Ontology annotation, biological process: proteolysis. NCBI's taxonomy places the organism in Eukaryota, Metazoa, Arthropoda, Malacostraca, Decapoda, Palaemonidae.
CCUCCAUCACUAUACUAUACGUACGCCUUUCCCGCCCGCAACCCCAGCCGAAGGGCUUCCAUAACAAGAGAGAGAGAGAGAGGAGUAUAAAGUGCACUGACCACCCGGCCGGUACCGCAGUUCUCGCUCUCUCAGCUUGCCUGGAGUAUCACAAGAUGGGGACCACCACCAGACUGCUGUGUAUAGUGCUUCUGGUAGCAGGGGCCUGCAAUCCCUUCCCGCAGUACGCUGGGCAGCCACAGCAAGACCAAGAUGAGCCACAGCAGCAGCAGCAGCAACCAGAACCAUCACUGACCGAGCUCACUGAAGAACAGAAGGAAGGCCUGGCCAACUUCUGGUGGCAGAAUCAGGGCGUCUUCGAUACCCAGAAUCCUGGGGGAACAGUUGUCGUCGUCCAAGAACAGGGCACUCAGCCAGAAGCACAAGGUCCUGAGGAUUUUGCAGAUACCUUCAUUCCUACGCCUUCACCAGACUGUGCCCCUCGCGAAGGCUGCAUUCCCUGGCAAUACUGUGUUGAUGGACUUUUCACAAACACAGGUGAAGGACUACUUUCACUUCGCACACCAACUAAAGUUCCAGAAACCUAUACACAAAAGUUAUGUGGACAAAUAGGGAACCUCUGCUGCCGUAUUCCAGACGAACUUCUUGCAGCCCAGCAGCAAGGUCAGUCCAGCAAUGCUGGACCUUAUGGAGCUGGAGGUGAAGGGAUUAUUGAAGUCACAAGUACUGGCGAUGCAGCUGGUGUUGUAGCACCUGUUCAGGGGCAAACUGGCGAAGCUGUUGUUGGCUCUCAUGCAACAAGUGGUCCCGGUCCCGAUGUGUCUGGCCAUGUUCAGAUUGCCGAGGUUGUUGGUUCUGCCGUUGAUGGCACAGUGCAAGUUGCAGACCAGACUGGGGUACCAUCUACAUCAACUGUAGUUCAGACAAGUGGAGGGGGAGCAUAUGGCACAGGAAAUACUGGGGACCUAACUGAAGUGGUUACCACCAUAAAAGAUACCGGAUGUCCAGCUCAUACACACGAUUGCGUUCCUCACUACCAAUGCAUUGAUGGGGAAAUUAACACCUCUGGUGCUGGCCUUAUUGAUCCCCGCAUUCCACCAAAGAAGGAAUGUACUAGUCCCGAUUAUCCCAACGUACCAGGAAAGUGUUGUAGGAUCCCAGGUGCCACACCUCCACCAGCACCAAAACCUGUACAGACUUGUCCAGGAAAAGCAGAGUGCGUCUCCAAAGACCUCUGUAAACACGCUGGAGUCGGACACCAGAAUCCAAGCUCAAAUCUUGCAUGCUACCUUGACUAUGUUGACGACACAGACUUUACAGCUGGAGUUUGCUGUGAGCCUCCAGCACCUGCUCACUUGGAGACAUGCCCUGGUAGUCAGCACUGUGUGGCUAAUGGAGCAUGCGCUGCCCACAGUGUUGCUCAAUUCGAUCCUUCCAAAAUCCUUACCUGUCACAUACCAGGUGGGUCAUUAACUGGUGUGUGCUGUGAUCAUCCUCCUGCGCCAAUAGGUCCUACCCCUUUGACCGAAUGUCCCGGCACCCAAGAGUGCGUGGAAAACCAUCUGUGCUCAGCUGAUGGCACCAUCGUUACAGAUGGUGCUGGUCUGAUCAAUCUUCGAGUAUAUCAUAAAGUUUGUUACCUUGAUGCUGCCACUUCUACCACUGGAGUGUGCUGCCAACCUCCCACUCCUCCAGCCCCAACUCCAUUAAAAACAUGUCCUGGUAACCAAGUCUGCGUAUCUGAGGCCAGAUGUGCAAGUGCAGCAGCUUCUGGCACAGCAUCUACCGGCUAUGAUGCUUGCAUUUCUACUGAUGCUGCAACUGGCACUGGAGUUUGCUGUGACUCUCCCAUACCAAUCGUCGAAGUAUGCCCGGGCGAUUCUGUAUGUAUUCCUGAGACACUUUGCCAGGGUGAAAUCCUUAAUGCUAAAGAGGAAUACAUUCCAUUGGGUACUACUGGUGUUUGGACUCGGUGUCCUUUAAGUGGAGACCUCAGCACAUCGGGCGUUUGUUGCCGCAAUCCUGGAAAACAAGCUGACCCAAGUGAUUACACAGCUGCUGGACAGUGUGGUGUAAGAAAUGCAGCUCUUGAUCUGCGCUCAAGUCCUCUCCUUCAAAAGAAUGAAGCUCACUUUGGCGAAUUUCCUUGGCAGGCAAUUGUAUUCUUCACUAACUUCACCUUCAAGUGUGGUGCUUCCAUUAUUGAUGAUCGAUGGCUUCUCACUGCAGCUCACUGUGUACAUGGCUACAAGCACGAUGACUUCAAGGUCCGGCUAGGAGAGUGGCAAGUGGACAAGUACGAAGAACCCCUCAAAUAUCAGGAUGUGAACAUUAUUUCCAUCACAGUUCACCCCAAUUUCAAGUCUGCCUCUCUGCACAAUGAUAUAGCACUCAUCGAACUUGAAACUCCUCUCACUUUCCAGUUUCACAUCAACUCAGUCUGCCUCCCCAAUGCCAACCAGAUACCUGAGAGUGGAACACGCUGCUUUGCCUCCGGAUGGGGUAAAGACGCAUUCAACGGCAACUUCCAAGCCAUACUCAAAAAGAUCGACGUACCGUUCGUCACAAGGGACUACUGCCAACAGUUACUCAGGAAAACUCGACUUGGCAAGUACUUUGUCCUAGACAAGUCCUUCAUGUGUGCAGGUGGAGAGGAGAACAAAGAUGCCUGUGAGGGUGAUGGAGGUGGACCUUUGGUCUGCGAAGACCCAGCCACUGGGAGAUACUACGUUGCUGGCAUUACUGCCUGGGGAAUCGACUGUGGGGUCAAAGAUGUCCCUGGAGUCUAUGUCGACGUGCAGCUCUUCAGACCAUGGAUCGAUGAGAUAAUUGCCCCGACUGAGCAGCAACAGCAGGGUCCCUCUGGUUAUGGGCGGUGAAGAGGUACUUGUGAGCACUCAGAACUGUAUAGCACCAAUAAAAAAAGUUGAUUACUUUAUGUAUUUAUGAGGCAUUUAAUAGUUAUGUAAUACUCAUAAACCAAUACUCUGUGAUACUUUUCUAGGUAAAUACAAUCCAAAUAAAAUUUGAAGUAA